AUGUCGCGCAAUAUGUGCACCACAUUGGUGGUACCUUCGCGCUACAUCAUGCCGGCUACGCGUCUCAACAGGAUAGCCAGAUACAACGAGGGCGGCAUCAUGAACAACGACGAGAUGGACGCGGCGCUGAUGGUGUUUGUGAACUGCCUGGGGGCUGUGAUCAUGAUCUCGGUAGUGGGAUUCCACUACCUCACGGCCAAGCCCAAGGACGCAGAGCUUUAGGCGGAUAGAACACAAAGUUGAAGCAGGUAUGUGCAAUGUGCCUAUGCAAGAGCUAAUGACGCCAUACACCACCGACUCACACAUCAGCUACCCAUUUACCUUUCUUCCUGCUGGUACAGUUACGCCUCCUCGCUGGCAUAAAUGCAUGUCAUGCGUUGAUGAACCUGGACACUCUGCGUUAAGAGCACAGGGUUCGACUUGCGCAAGAAAUGGCAGGCUCUUCGACACGGGCAGCAACUGAGAUGGAGACUUGGGCAGAGAGGACUCAUCAUGAGGCAGUAUAGUUCGCUUUGUUAGCAUUUCAUCUGCAUGUAUUAACGUUGAAAGAUUUUUCUACACGUAUGCAUUAUACGCUGCCGAGUGCCUUCGCUUAUAGA
Messenger RNA from Phytophthora nicotianae INRA-310, 599 nucleotides. RefSeq lists its product as hypothetical. The transcript is spliced from 2 exons. The coding region runs from base 1 to 222 and encodes 73 amino acids. NCBI's taxonomy places the organism in Eukaryota, Oomycota, Peronosporomycetes, Peronosporales, Peronosporaceae. The record is from RefSeq and is a predicted model, not a curated record.